Manis pentadactyla (Chinese pangolin) is the source of this 1734-nucleotide messenger RNA. Its product is annotated as transcription factor SPT20 homolog. Gene Ontology annotation, biological process: regulation of transcription by RNA polymerase II. NCBI's taxonomy places the organism in Eukaryota, Metazoa, Chordata, Mammalia, Pholidota, Manidae. Gene Ontology annotation, molecular function: transcription coregulator activity. Gene Ontology annotation, cellular component: SAGA complex. The coding region runs from base 1 to 1734 and encodes 577 amino acids. The transcript is spliced from 2 exons. The record is from RefSeq and is a predicted model, not a curated record.
AUGGAACGAGCUUUAGAACAAGCUUUGGAGGGUGUGGAGUGUGCCACUGGCAGUGCCCCACAGACACCUCCUCAAACGGAACAGUCUUCUCCUGAGGAAAAAUCUCUUCAUGAGAAACUUUACGACAUUUACGUUGAGCGAGGUGGACAAGAGCCUGGGGUUACAGAGGAAUUAAGAGACAUUGUGAAUUUGUUGGAGAAGCUGGUUAGGAAAGAGUUGCUGGCGUGUUUACUAGUCAGCAUAUACCCAGAAAAGGGGGGAUAUUCUGUGAUACUCAAGGGGGAAAAGGGCUCGUCAUAUUUGGAGACCAUUAACCUGCCUUAUGUGGUAGGGGAAUUACUCGAUUAUUUACAUGGAGAAGAAUUGCCCCCCAUUUUGGAAGAUAUUCUGGAAGAUUCUCAGGUUAAGAUUUUUUACUGGGGCUGUGUGGUAACAGAAAUACAGGACUACAGAUUUCCCGGUUUCCCAGGGCCUCGUGGUUACCAAAGCAGGUAUGUUCUCUUACACUCAACGAUGAAGACUUUAGCCUGUGACCAACAGUCCAAAACCAGUGAGAACCAGAAAUGGACCCAGCAAGACAAACUUGUAUGUGAGAGCCAACUGCUUUUAACUACUGCUGAACCACCGUGCCUAGGUCCUCCUAGAUCAGGAGCAGAGGUGACCACAGGGCCGAUGAAGAGGGGCAUCAAGAGGUGUUGUAGCCCCUCUCUGAAUGGGCAGGAGGAGCUGUCUCUUUUUCCAUUACCUCAUGAGCUAAGCCCAUUACCUUUGUGCCACAAAACCAAUGAAAGUGAAGCAGGUGAGCAGCAUGACCUAAUUUCUAAUGUAGAAAGUUCUGUGGAUAUGUGGCAACAGAAUCCCCGUGACUAUAACAUAACUUCUAAAGCAGAUGUUGAAAAAUAUGCUGAAGAAUUGGAGAAGUUUUUAGAAAAUGAUGACCCAAACUGGCCAAUCUUUGACAAAGACUAUGAUUCUAUAUUUGACUGGGAAUCUGGCAAUCUCCCCCAGACAACAGAGCUGGACUCGGUUAAGCCACUUGAUGAUCCAGUUAGCCUUGGAAAAGAAAGUUCAGGUAAAGAAGUCAGAGGUGAGACACAGCUGGCUUUCCUCCACAACUUCAAGAAUGAGGACUCAGUGUUCAGUGGGUCCAAGGAAUUGGUCCAUAAGAACCUUGGCAGGUGUCCAUGCCAGAUGUGCCACAGCUCCAGUGGCUCAGCCAGCCUCAGCCAACCUUCCCCAGGGAGAGACAUAGAACAGCCUGAGACCGUGGUGGCUCAGGCUUCAGUCCUGGGGGAGGAAGUCACACAGCCACCUCCAGGCAUCACACUUUCCUCCAGCUCCAGCCAGAGCUCCUCGCAUAACAGUCUUCUUCCACAGCAGGCCAGCAGCUCUCUUCAGUCUCCUGCUCCUGCUCCUGCUCGUGCCCAGGAAAGCUCUGUGGAAGUGAAUCAAGGUAACUACCUUCUUGCCACCACCCUGCCCAGCGCCAGCUCAUCACAGAGUGUCCCCGCCACCCAGGCCAUCGCCAACUGUGUCAGUCGGAACAUCAUCAGAGAAGGUGACCAUGUUGGUGGAGACCAGGCUGUGCUGAGUGGUCCCAGAUCCACGCAGGGCUCCAGCUGUCCGACCUGGGCUCCUGCAGAAGUCAAGCCCGACAUCCCACCCUCAGAAGCUUGUCCACAAAAUGCAGCACCCGCUGCACCGCAGCCUCCUUAUCAGGUCUCAAGCAGGUAA